AUGCAAACCAAAAUCGUCAUUCCGGAAGCUCCGAAGCGUGAAAAGUAAGUUUUUUGUCGCGAAAAUUGGGAAAAUUUUGAUUUCAGAUCGAUUAACACCCCGAAACCGGUCAAAAAUGUGCAAAUUUCCGCGGAAAGCGAGAAUUUCGACGUGCGUCCGCUGUUCUUCAUUCACAGCGUUCUCGUCCUCGCCGCUCUUCUCGCACUUGUCGCCCACUUCAAUUAUCACUGGAUUCCCGUUGCCAUUCUCAUUUUCUACUCGAUCACUCUGCUCAUAGCGGUCAGCGGCGAAUUCGAGGCUCUCAAAAUGAUCGAGACACUUGCUGUGAGCUUUUUUGGUCAAAAAACAAUUUGUUGCUAAAAAUUACGAAAUUUCCGAUUUUUCCAGUACUACCAGCUGCUCCUCGGUACCCUUUGGCUUCUCGCCGGACCGUCCGUCAUUUCCAGCAGAAUCGCGUACGACCAGGGCUUCGCCUUCGGAAAUGCGACGGAGACGAACGAGACGGCGCUCUCGGAGUGGUUCAUAAUCGGUGCCACGGCGGAGGCCUGGGACCGGGGAUUCUACAGCGGACUGAAAGCUUUGGCCUACCUUAUCGGUACGGAAAUGCUGAAAUAAGACAAAACCCGGUUUUUUUGCGUUUUGACAGCUUACUAGAAAAUUCGUUUUAUGAAGCUUUACUUGGUCCCAUAUUAUAACCGAUAGUAACCCCCAUGGCACUGAUAACCAAAAAGGAUAUUAGGUCCCGUAUGAGAUCUAUAUAUGGGAUCAAUUGAAGCGUUCUGAAAUUUUCAUGCGUCCGUGUGGUCGAUCUUGGUCCCUAGCCAGAAAACAUAUCCUUCAAUUUCCAGUGGUGCUCUCUCAAAUCUACCUCGUCGGCAAGAUGAUUUCCCGCGUGAACCCCGCUUUGAUCGCGAAAACCACUGAAGAACUGGGAGCCCGUUUCUGGUUGUGUGCCCACUCGGUCUUCCUGCUUCUCUCUCUCUCUUCGUCUACUUCUCCACCCUCCAUCAAGUCGAUGUGUUUCACGCCGCCGCCAUGGCCGUCUAUACGCUCAUUUUGUGCGUGGCGGUCGUCAAAAACUCGUAUCCGGCUCUCGAAGUGAUCGCGUUUUUGGCGGUGAGUUUGGCGAGCGUUUCCUGGCAUUUUCUGUGCCGUUUGUGCUGUUUUGCAAUACGAAACACAUGAAAUAUUAUAAAAAUCCGUCAAUUUAAGUACUUUAACCUGUCGCUCGCCAUCGCCGCCCUCAUGUUGCUCCCGGUCGAAAUCGCCGCGAAGGCCGCAUACAAGAUGGGAUUUGAUUGCGGAAUCUCGAACGGAUUGCUGACUGCGUCGGACCUUAUCUGUGACUCGGCGAAAGCGGGCAACCACGGAUUCCACGAAGCCAUCAUCAUCUUUGGCUUCAUUUUGGGUACGGUUAACAGUUUUAUAUGAUUGAAUCAGCAUUUUGGCGCAAAAUUCUAAAUUUAACCACAUUUGUCAUGUUUUUCGUCAGAAAUUACCAAAAUUUGCUGAUCAUUUUUGCUGUUCGAACGCUCAGCUUUGGUCACGCCCACUUUUCAACUUUUGGACGUCGUGAUAAUAGUUUUUUUGUACAAUUAAAUUUUUGCAGUGAUCGCCUCGCAACUCUACCUCGUCCGCAAGAACAUUUCUCUUGUGAAGAUUGAAAUUCGUCAGGAACAAAUCGUCUGAAUCUCUUUUUUGUUGUCACCUUUGUUGUUAUUUUUUAAAUCUUGUUAUUGUUCCUUGUUCUGAAAAUGUGUUGAAAAUGGUGGUCUUGACUGGAAAUGCUCAAAACGGUGCCAGAAAUGUAUUCAGAUACAUUUAGUACAGGUCUGUGGAAGAAAUUACAAAAUUUGACCAAAAAUUAAAGGCGCAUGCACUCUUUUUGGUCGAUGGGUCUCGUGACGAUCUAAAUUUUAGCGCGGGAAAUUUUUGAAAUCGGGUUCUGAAAGCCAAACCGCUUUUUUAGCAGAUUUUUUGUGUGUUUCUCGAUAUUUUCAUUUAUGAUUUGCCAGCAAUUUUCCCAGUUCCAGAAUGCAAAAAGUACAAGAAAUCGCGACGCUGUCGGCUUCGCUCCUUCCGGAAGCCACGUCCAUUCCCGGAUAUUGGAAACCGUCGCGUGGCUCCGGACCGUCAAAGUGCUCGCGGUACGGAAAUUCUAGGCUAUUUAUUAGAGAAAUCUAUACAAUUUCAGUACGCUCAACUCGUCCCCGCCGGAAUCGUCUUCUGCAUUCUGCCGCUCGUCGUCAGCACCUACACGGCCGUGAAUCUUGAAAAAUCGACGGUGGGAAUCGAAACUGAUUUCCGUCCGAUUUAUUACGGAAUCGUGACUCAGACGCUCGCAUUUUCGUAUUUUAUUCUCAGUAACCUUGAAAAAGGAAGCAAAAAGCAGAAUUUUUCACUUUUCAGUGCCCUGCUACCAAAUUGAUCUCACCGCUCGGGUCAAAAACGGCACGCCCAUUCACAAAAUAUAUCGUCUGAAUCACUCACUCUUUUACCUGUUCACCCCACACUGUUUUAUCUGUUCCUGUUAUUUUUUGCAUGUUUCUAAUGAAUUCUGCGACAUUGCCCAUUUUUUGCCGUAAUAAGUUGGUUUUCUUGCCGUUUCUACCUUUUUUUCCAGCUGCACUGUGAUUACUUUGCCUAACGUUUCUAUUGCAGAACUCGCGAGAAAUGGCGGAUCUGGCCAGGUGAGCAAAUGGGAAUUUAAGCUGAACUUGGCGGUUUUUGUGAUUGUUUUAAGUAAAAAAUAGGUGACAAUUGAAAUUAUCAGUGAAUUUUUAGAUCGUUUUAGGCCGAAAAUGAGCGGCAAUAAUUCGUUGUAAAACAUUUGUAAAGCGUUUCCCGAAAAGCGGCUUUGACCGCCAAAUUUGUUGAGCAAUGUUUUGCCGUUGCAGACGGAUCGUGCACGCGCUGUUCGACGUGUUCUACAUCAACGGAGAGCCGUUCUUCCGCAGCGCCUUCUUCUGGGUCUACAUUUCGUCUCUCCGCUGGCUCAACGACCGCAACGAGGCCGCCUACCGACAUUUGACGCUCUUCUUCUGCUACAAAACCACGCGCAAUUUCUUAAUUAUCUGGAUUUUCCUCGCCAUUUACGCGUUCUUUUCCAACUAUAUUGCCUCGUUCUGGUGUGCUCUCGUCUACUGUCUCGUCAGCGGAGUCGUCCUUCGGUUCUUGGACGUUCGAGCUCUCCGUCACCUCGAAUUCCUCACGGUAAGGAGUUUUUGAGGAAAACUGUUGUUAUAUUUUAUUUUCCCUUCCGAAUAUCGUUCAGUACACAUCAGGUCUGGGCAAUUGGCCGGCUCUUUUCAAUUUGACCAACCUUCAAUGAUCUGAUCGGGGCCAAACUUUGCAGGCUUUCUGUACUUGGAUUGAAGUACGUUGGGUCCAAAUUUCAGACCGAUCGGAUCAUCCGGUCCCGAGAUAUGUCAUUGGCCGAAAAGCCACAAUUUUGGCAAAAGCCCGCAUUUCCUCCACAUAUCUCGGGACCGGAUGAUCGGAUCGAUUUGCAACUUGGUCCCAAUAUGCUUGAAUCCAAGUCCAAGAAGCCUGCAAAGUUUGGGAAAGAUCGGAAGAUUGCAAGUGGGCAAGAUGAAUAUUUAAGAAAGAGUCAUGGAGUAGGCCUAGAGAGGAGAGAAAAAGAACUUGAUAAUUUUUCAGUUCUUGCACAUCGGCGUGAGCACCAUUUGGAUGUUCUCGGUGCCGGAAAUAGUUCGGGAUAUGGUGCACGAGGAGCAUAAACAUUCGGUCCGCUACGUCCGCCUGAUCAUGACGUUCCUCGCGUGGAUCGCCGCCGGACUCGGCGUUUUGUGGUACAUGAUUGCCGGUUUGUCGCGUGUUUGCGAAACAAUUUGGAACAAUCGCAACGUUUUCAGUAAUUUGCCAUUUAUAUUGGAUCCGAUGCACCAUCGACGUGAUCAGAAGGGUCCGAGCGGAAGAAGAACAUGAGGCGGCCCAACAAGCCCAACAAGCCCAACAAGCCCAACAAUAA
Molecule: messenger RNA, 3991 nt
Organism: Caenorhabditis sp. 36 PRJEB53466
Lineage: Eukaryota; Metazoa; Nematoda; Chromadorea; Rhabditida; Rhabditidae
Source: the annotation of a GenBank genome assembly